Molecule: messenger RNA, 910 nt
Organism: Lycium barbarum (goji berry)
Lineage: Eukaryota; Viridiplantae; Streptophyta; Magnoliopsida; Solanales; Solanaceae
Product: protein argonaute 4A-like
Exons: 6
Coding region: 357-725 (122 amino acids)
Source: RefSeq, a predicted model, not a curated record
AAAACAUAAUAAGAAAAUUUUCUCUCUCUUCUCUCUAUCUCUCUUUCAUACGAUUAAACUUAAGGUUGAACUAUAUUGUGAAGGAAUUCCUGCAACAGGCAUAGGGCAAAAAAAUCAGGACAAGCUCAUCCAACAGUAUGCAUCGGAGCUAGGUGGAAUAGCUUUCGCCUAUGAUGGUGAGCGGCGCUCUUUCAUUACAAUUGGUGCACUACCUGAAAACAAACUGAGAUCACUAUUCUAGAGAAGGAUGUCUCUUCUUCAAGAAGCAUAUAUACAGUGGAAAUGCAACGUAAAACAGAUUUUGCUAUCACAUAUGUUUCACAGUUUUUGACAAUGUUGGACACAAUACUGAGACAAUGUGCUGCCAUACGAGGGGCGGCCUUUUUAUGCACAAAAAGUUUGCCUAUCUUGGUAAUGAAGAUUUAGGAUACCGGGGUUUUCAUUCAAGUUACUAUUUCACUCAGAAAGGCCCUUCAUUGAACAUGGAUGCAUCAACCCGUGUCAUUGCGAAGCAACAAAAAGUUAUGGACUUCAUUAUUGCAAAUGCUAGUGAAGAUCAUGCCAGUAUUGAUUGGGUCAAGGCUGAGAGGAUGCUCAAGGGUCUGAGGAUCAAGACUAUGAUGGUUCGCAUUUUCGCAGGCGGGAUUAGCGCUCGGAAAAGCUAUUUCGAAAUCGUUGAUACUCUUUCGAACUUUGUUUUAAAAAAGUCAUCUCCUAAUUUUUAGGAAAAUUAGUUUUGAAGGGUUUAUUCAUACACUGUGAAAAAUCCUUCUUAAUCCAAAGUUCUAGGUAAGGGUUCUGGUGAUCCCCUAGGGAAGGUAUUAGGCACCCUAGUAUUAAAGAUCUGUACUAUACGGUUGACCUUUGAAUUCCAAUGUGUGAGUAUUUGCAUGAACUGUUUAUUUGGUGU